Wickerhamiella sorbophila is the source of this 396-nucleotide messenger RNA. Its product is annotated as RNA-binding motif protein, X-linked 2. Gene Ontology annotation, cellular component: U2 snRNP; catalytic step 2 spliceosome; precatalytic spliceosome. Gene Ontology annotation, molecular function: RNA binding. The record is from RefSeq and is a predicted model, not a curated record. The transcript has a single exon. Gene Ontology annotation, biological process: mRNA splicing, via spliceosome. NCBI's taxonomy places the organism in Eukaryota, Fungi, Ascomycota, Dipodascomycetes, Dipodascales, Trichomonascaceae. Bases 1 to 396 code for a protein of 131 amino acids.
AUGCGCAUCGAUGACCUGAAUCAGCUGGAACUCGAUAACAAAGUGCCCCCGGAAUCAUCCUGGCAUAACGACUACAAUGACACUCCAUACGUAUACGUAAGUGGGUUUCCCAAAGAGAUGACUGAGGGCGAUCUUGUCAUUCUAUUUUCGCAGUACGGAACCCCAACGCAUGUGGUUAUAGUCCGCGAUAAAGCAACUGGCAGAUCGAAAGGGUACGGGUUCCUCAGGUAUGAAGAUCAACGGUCGACUGUGCUCGCCAUCGACAAUUUCAACGGCAUUAGAAUUCUUGGCAACACGCUUAAGGUAGAUCAUGCGAGGUACAAGCAUAAGCCAGAUGAAUCAAUUCCUCCUCUCCAUGUGCUCUAUGAUGACCCGUCCUUGAAGGAUGUUCUAUAA